CGAGCCUUCGACUUCGAGUCGAUGCUAAAUAAGUCGAAACGCGCGCAGUAAGCCGAAAUAAUGAUCAAUUAUUUGGAAACGGCUGAUAGAGAAAUUAUUGGAAAAUGGCAGCUUUCUUCAGAAGAUCUUGUUUUUGUAGGUACGAAGUCCCACGUAAAAACAAGUUCUUGAUAAAACGUUAUGGCACUGACAAUCAAGUAAAGCUGAAGAAGGCGUUUGGAUUGGUGAGUUGUUUGCAGCUACCAACGGCUUCCUGUGAUCGCGAUCAGCCGGAACUCAAGGGGGCAAGUAUACCUGAUACUCCGAUAGCAGAAGCUUCUUCAUGUUUGGACAAUAUACACCAAUCUUCUACAUUGUCUGACUUUAAAUAUCAAGUAUUUAUGUCCAAGGUAUCAGCAGGGCCGGGGACAGAUCAUGGGACUUUACAGAAAACUACCUCAACUUUUGGAGAAAUUAUUAAAAGAAUUAGAAUGAGAUUGAGCCAUUACCAAUCGAAGCUAAGUAAAAAAGAGUUGAGACAGAGUGAUGGUGUUCAAUUGUUUUCAUGUAUGAGAACAGCAUUCAGUUCAUCACAAGUUCUACUUCACCCUAAUUAUUUUUCAAGUCUAUCUUUUAAGCAAAGAGAAAGUGUUGGCAUUUUGAAGGAACCGCUAGUGAGGCAUUAUGCAACUGGACCAAGAUCCCGUCAUAAAGAGAAGUCUUAUUAUGAAGUUCUCAACACCACACCAAGUGCGACUCAAGCCCAGGUCAAGGAGGCCUACUUCAAGCUUUCUAAGAUCUAUCAUCCAGACAAAAAUGCAGGUAGCAAGGAAGCCCAACGAAAGUUUGCGUUGAUCAACGAAGCCUACAGCGUUCUCGGGAACCUCACACUACGUAAGCGCUAUGACCGUGGCACCCUCAACCAGCGGGAUGUUCAUGGAGAGGUGAAACCAGAAGAGAAGGUUGCCGAAGAAAUCCAUCGCAAUCCUACAUACACCGGGUCUGGUAUCCCUUUCAGCAUGGAGGCAAAACGCCAAGCCAAGAACAUGGAUGAUUUCUUCAGCAAGCACUACAAGGAUGCUCGGGACAAGGAACAGAGGGACAGAGCUGAGAGACAGCAGCGCAUUGAGGAAUAUAUGGAGCUCCAGAAGAGGGCCAAGAUCUCUCCAUUCAUUCUUGCAGUUUUCAUGAUUGCAGCAAUUGUAAUGGCUGUAAAGAGUGUCGAAUGGAAUGAUGCAUUAAAUGCUAAUGAAAAAAAAUCACAAGCUCAAAAAGAUAGAAGAUAACUAGAAAAUUUAUCUAUGUACCAGUAAAAUAAAUAUCACAUGAUAUACAUUGAUUUUAAACUAUUAUUUUAAGCAUUGUAUACAAUGUACAUUUUUGUAGACCUUAAUUUUAAGAACAUAUCCAGGUUCCUCCUUUCUUCAACCAACACCUACAAUUACAUGUAGGGUGUGUCAAAAUAUUCACUUUUUACUAGAUUAUUUUUAGAAUCUCAAUAUUUUUACCUGUACAUGUACACCUGUAUAUCAUUUUUAUUUGGAUUUUAGUUUUAUUUUAAUCAAAUCUAUCGAUAUUGAAUUUUAUUUUUUUCAUCAUUGAAACAAGCAAUUUGUUGUGAAAGUGCAAAUUUAGUUGUGAAGAUACUGAAAUAUGAUACAGUGUAUGGGGCUCAUAAGACAAAGUUUAACAACUGAUUAUUUUCAUGUUAUUAGAUGGAGAAAUAAAUUAUGGUAAUUCAUGUAUCAAAUUUCAAUACUCUUAAUGAAACGCAUAAACGAAAGACAAAAUAAGCAAGAUUUACUUUAGAGGAAAUAAAUUUGA
Messenger RNA from Lytechinus variegatus (green sea urchin), 1803 nucleotides. RefSeq lists its product as uncharacterized. The coding region runs from base 105 to 1265 and encodes 386 amino acids. NCBI's taxonomy places the organism in Eukaryota, Metazoa, Echinodermata, Echinoidea, Temnopleuroida, Toxopneustidae. The transcript has a single exon. The record is from RefSeq and is a predicted model, not a curated record.